Molecule: messenger RNA, 6278 nt
Organism: Dromaius novaehollandiae (emu)
Lineage: Eukaryota; Metazoa; Chordata; Aves; Casuariiformes; Dromaiidae
Gene: ANKLE2
Product: ankyrin repeat and LEM domain containing 2
Exons: 13
Coding region: 113-3175 (1020 amino acids)
Biological process (GO): negative regulation of phosphorylation
Cellular component (GO): endoplasmic reticulum
Molecular function (GO): protein phosphatase 2A binding
Source: RefSeq, a predicted model, not a curated record
AGCGGAGGAGGAGACGGAAGCCGGGAGGCCGCUGGAGGUACCGUCCCCGCAGGGCGGGCGGCCGGGCGGGGAGUGUCCGCGCGGGGCGGGCGGGCGCCGGGCCGGGCCGGGCAUGGAGCGGUGGGCCGGGGCCGCCGGGGGCUGGGGCUCCCUGUGGGGAGCCGGCAGCGGCCGCUGGCCGGCCUGGGAGCUCCUGGCCGCCUGCGCGGUCAUCGGCGCCGUGGGCUGGCUGCUGCGGCUGCUGGAGUGGAGGCCGCGCGGCCGCGGGGCGCCGGGGGCCGCGCUCUGCUCCCCGGCGCCGCCCUCGGCGGGGAGCCGGCGCUGCGGCGGGAGCCGCCCAGGUGAAACAACAAUGGAUUCAAUAUUAUCCCGAUUGAAGCAGCUCACCCAUGAUGAGCUUAGAGAAGAAAUUGUAAAAGCAGGACUGAAGUGUGGACCCAUUACCUCAACCACUAGGUCUAUUUUUGAAAAAAAAUUGGCUCAGGCUUUGUUGGAACAGCAAGGAGCAUUGGAGGAAAAAGGAUCUGCUCUUUCAGAGGAGUCUGCUGGAAACAUCUCUUCUGAUAGCAGCCAGGCAGAAACACGAAAGGCUUUGAAAACCACGGCAGUGAAUCACAACAGUCAUGGAAGUAUUUCUGAGGAGGUAGACUUCGGGUACUGUGUAGGUCUGAACCCUCCGGAAGAAGAUGCCGUGAUUCACAGGAACGGUUCAGCUCCAGUUUGUGGAGCAGUGCAUGCUCAUUCACAAAUUAGUGCUCAGACACCAUCCAGAGAUCCUCCACUAUACUAUGGUGUUUGUCCAGUCUAUGACGACAUAUUGGCAAGAAAUGAGAGAGUACAUGUUUAUGAAGAUAAAAAGGAAGCUCUCCAGGCUGUUAAGAUGAUUAAAGGCUCCCGAUUCAAAGCUUUUUCAAACAGAGAAGAUGCUGAGAAAUUUGCUAAAGGAAUCUGCGAUUAUUUCCCAUCUCCAAGCAAGUCCUCUCUGUGUUUAUCUCCAGUGAAAAUAGGAUCAUUUAACAGAGAUGGCUUAUGCUCCCCUGACACUGAAACUGCUAAUAAGGAAAGGGCCAACAGUUAUAAAAGUCCACGUACUCAAGAUCUUACUGCUAAACUUCGGAAAGCUGUUGAGAAAGGAGAUAUAGCAACAUUUUCGGAACUUAUUUGGAGUAACCCUCGCUAUCUGAUUGGAUCUGGAGACAAUCCAACAGUUGUUCAUGAAGGGUGUAGGUACAACGUCAUGCACGUUGCUGCCAAGGAGAAUCAACCUGGUAUCUGCCAGUUAUUACUAGACACUUUGGAAAAUCCUGAGUUUAUGCGGCUUAUGUAUCCGGAUGAUAAUGAUCUGAUGUUGAAGAAGCGCAUCCGAUAUAUUGUCGACCUUUACCUUAAUACACCAGAUAAAAUGGGAUUUGAUACUCCAUUGCAUUUUGCCUGCAAGUUUGGGAAUUUGGAUGUUGUUAAUGUGCUUACCUCACACCCAGCUAUUGUAAAAAAUCCAAGAAAUAAGUAUGAUCAAACUCCAGCAGAAGUGGUUUGUGAAAGAAGCAAGAAUAAAUCUGCAGAACUGAAAGAAAAGCUAAGAGAAUAUUUGCAAGGUCGAUACUAUGUACCACUCUUGAGAGCAGAUGACAAUUCCUCGGCUCCUGUAAUUGGUGUGCCAUGGUCGCCCGAUCAGACAGAUGAUAGCCCCCAAACAACUUUACCUACAUACACUGGCAGCCCCAAAGAUCCAGUACUGUCAAUAAGAGCUUUUGCAGGCCCUAUGAGCCCCUCAAAGGCUGAAGAAUUUCGCAGGCUUUGGAAGACUCCACCUCGAGAGAGAGCUGGCUUCUUUCACAAUGUCAGGAAAUCUGAUCUGGAAAGAGGUGUUGAAAGAGUUGGAAGGGAGUUAGCUCAUGAACUGGGGUUCCCGUGGGUUGAAUACUGGGAAUUUCUGGGCUGUUUUGUUGAUCUGUCUUCCCAGGAGGGGUUGCGAAAGUUAGAAGAGUACCUGAGUCAUCAGGAAAUGAGCGAAAAGGCUCAGCAAGAAACAGGGGAAAAUGAAACCUGCAACAGAUACAAAGCUCCACAUCCUUCUGGCAAGAGUAAAAAGUGCUGCAAUUCUAUUUCUGUUGGAGCAUUUUUGGAUGAGGAUGAUGAUGACAUGAGCUUAGAAGAAAUUAAAAACAGACAGAAUGCGGCACGUAAUAACAGCCAACCGAUUGCAUCCAAAGAACCUAGCAUAGAUGCUCUUGGAGACUCUGAGUGUGAUAUCUUGUCAAUGGAGCAUGCAGUAAACAUUAUAGAAACAUCUGAUCACCCCAGGCAGUAUGAAAAGGCAGUUUCUUCCAGCAAAAAUGGAUUUUGUAAUCCUGUGGCCAGCGAAAGGAUAAUUAGUGACAGAAAGCAUUUGCAUGAUGGGGAAGAAUGCCUUGUAUCACCUGUUUCCAAUUUAAUGCCAGAAUUUGAAAGACUGUCAUUCCAAGAACAAGAGGUAGCAGGAGAAUCAAAUAAAAUCACUGAAAAAAAUGAGAAUGCGGGAAUUCUGGCUGAAGGAACAAGUCAGGUUAGAAUAGCCAAGGACCAGCUGGAUAAGACAUGCUUUGCAGUUUCACUGGCAAACUCUCCUGAGCCAAGUGUUACAGGUAAACCUGGAGAGACCAAGUUAAGGACAGAAAACAAAAUACCAUCAGAAAUGGAGAGACCGUCGGUAGAAUCUGGAAUUCAGACUAAUGAGGCACGACAAUGUCAAGAAUCUUCUUCCCAGAAAUUUCUUUUGAUGACUUCACCCACAAAUGACAAUUCUAAGAAGUUAUUUCUCCUUGGGGAGCAGCCAUCAAAGCUGGAUAGUGAUGUCUUAGCAGCUAUAGAAGCAGCAGAGAUUGAUCCACAGAAAUACCCUGUUGUUUACAAAUGGAAACACGCAGUGGAGUCCUACUCUUCAUCUGACAGGCAAAGUUGGCCAAGUCCAGCACUGAAGGGAAGAUUCAAGUCCCAAACCACUGCUGCUGGCCUGCCAAACGCUUCGGUGUAUUCUAGUCCAGGAAGAAAUAGUCCAGUGAUGGGCAGUCCAGGGAAAUACAGCAAUGCAGCCUCAUUCUCUCCAGACCUUGGGAGUCCUGGACGCUACAGUCCAGCUUGUGUCAACCAUGCGCUCUUAAAACUGCGUUACUUUUCAGAGCCUCCUGCCCACUAAAAUAUGAUUCAUCUUCCUGGGACUUAAUUUUCAUUGUUAGAGUGGAGGGAAAAAAUUACAAUGUUACUAAAGUGACAUGAUGUUUGUAUUUGGCUAUUUAUUUUUCCUCAAUUGAGGACACAUAUAUGUUAAAAAAUUUGAAUAUAUGUCUUUAUGCCAUAUACAAGAUAGAUUACUGGUGAUUUGCAAGAAGUCAGUGACAGUCAGUGCAGUUGUCCGGUAGCUAUGAAUUAACCCUUGUUACCAGUAGAGCAGCGAGCUGAACCUUUACUUAGAAAUAGUGGUAUUUUACUGUCACCAAGUGUAAUUAUCACAAUGAACCCAUUAGCCCUAAACUGCAUUUCUUUGCUUGGAUCCUCUGGAUGAAGCACAUCAUCAGUAAAUAGAAAUCUUAUUAAAGGAAAUAAAUUGCAAGAAGCAAAAUGUUCCUCCACUGGCAGGGGGAAUGCUCAAAUUGAAAAGCCUAAAACAAAGUCUGGGCAAUGACAACUUUCCAGUACUGAGUAUGAAUGUGAAACCAUCUGCAUAAUCAGAAGUUAUGUUUAUAGCCAGUAGUUUGGUCUGAAUGGUUGAAUACAUAUGUGUAUAUAUAUGUACACACACACACACACACACACGUGUGUAUAUAUUUAUGUACACAGAAAGUUUUGAGUUGUUGCUUGUUCUAAGGAUGUUAAAAAUAAUGAUAUACUGAGUGUUUUAGUAAAGGGGAACUAAAUAAAUUACUUGUAUUCCUUUAAAUGUUAGUUUAAAGAUAAAAAUUCUAAAAUAAAAUUAGUGGUUUUUCCCCACAGAAGCUUUUAUCAUUAGUAAUUUUAGUAGUUAUUACACAAAAGCACAUCAGCAAUAAUUUAAGCAAAUUUACCAGCAACAUACCUUAAUGGUCUAGUUUGUAAUAUAUUUGAGUGGUACCCAGUGAUACAUGAAGUGGAUCCUUAUUUCCCAACUGUUGACAGAGAGGAGUAAGGACUAAAAUAUUUUUCUUGAAAUGGAAGCUUUUACUAUGUCUGUAGUGUAGAUGUAGUAACUAACUUUUGUUACAGCAGUGGUCAUUAAUUUUAUUCUUUAGCCUUCCGGAAGAAUGACUUGUUUGGACAGUAUGAUGCUGAAAUGAAGAAGGCUUUUUCAAAACCCACAUGGUUUUCUGUAUCAUGCUUAAUGGUUGUAAUGUUGCUUGAAGGAAGGCUUCCAGACCCCUUGUUCUCUAUUGUUCGUAGUUCUUGCUUAAAAAACUUAAAGCCUUUUUACACCAUUAAUCUGAUUAGAAAACUCAAAGCUGCCAAGGCUGUGCAAGUAAAAACAGGUGGGUUAGGAGUCACUGGUGCCACACAAUACGCAGGAAAACAUGUAACCUUCUUGAACUUUUGUAACCUAAGUAUAUGUCUACAGAAACACUAAUUGUAGGCGAGAUGUUGUAGUAUCUCUUUAAAAGUGGUCCAUUUACCACACAUAGCUCUCACCGUUGUGUAGGCUGGAUUAAAGAAUCCAAAGCUUAAUAGGUUUGAUGGCUGUUGCACACUGUAAAGUGACUGUUUCGUACACAAACUGUAACCCUGGAAUAGGUUCAUUAUUUGGUACAAACCUAAAAACUGCACUUAAUGCUUUUGCAAGCUUAAUAGUGCCUUUUGUAACAUACUUUUUAAUUAAAUUUUUGUUCUUUUAGAAGUUUAAAAAGUGGCAUCCACUUACUACGGGCACAUGAAAUACAGUUUUCUUCUUGGAUUUCUGAAUGCAAGGUAUUUUAAAGUCUCUUUCUGAGUUUGAUCAUUUGUUGAGACAGCUCUACACUGUGGGAGACCAUUCCUAUUUUAGAAAUUAAAGGCUUAGUUAGCUCUUUAUAACUAAGUCUGUUUCCAAUUAGCUGGACAUUAGAAAGAGUUGUUCUACUUGAAUGACUGUCAUUCAAAUAUAGUCCAGCCAACUAGCAUGUUGGGGGUGGGGGUGGGGAAAUCAGGCUUUGAGAGACAGCUCUGAAAGUCACACAAAAUAGCCCAUACCCUACUAUGUUCCCAAGUAUUUUAAUGGCUUCAUAAUAUUUUUUUUUUGAUGCAGCAGUCUUUGCUGUCUCAAACAGCUUCUGUAGGUCUCACAUUCCUACUCUUUUACUUCAAAAGGUUUGUUGUUUGAGGGUUUUUUUUUUUUUUAAAUACUUUAAUGUAAAUUAAGUAAGUCUUUUAAAGUAAUUCUGGAGAAAUUGUUCAAAAUAUGCAGAUAGGCACAUAACUGCCUAAUACCAUUUUAAAAACAAACAAAGCCAUGUCAUAAGUUGCUGUGUGUACAGACACUGUACUCUACCCUCCAUAUGUCUUGAUCUGUCUUAGGGAGACAUUAGAGUUUUAAUACACAGUUUAUUACUGAGCCAGGAGCCUGAUACUAAUGCUCUGUUAAGUUUUUGUCCUUUUACCCUUAUUAGUAGUUGCUUUCUUUUUUAUAUUUACAUAUGUACUUUUGGUGUGCAUGCACACACAUGCGCAUGCGUAAACACGUGCACGCGCACACACACACACACACACACACACACACACACACACACACACGUGCUCGCUCGCGCGCUCUCUCUCUCUCUCUCUCUCUCUCUCUCUCUCUCUCUCUCUCUCUCACACACACACACACACACACACCACACACACACACACACACACACACACACACACGCGCACCACCACCACCACCACCACCACCGACAAACCCUUGCCUACUACUUUGUAAUUUUGUUCAGGCUUUGGUUGGGUCAGGACACUAUUUUUUUACACAACUGUUUUAUAUAAUUUGCAUUUUAAUCCAGUUGUACUGCAUUUUAAAAGCUAGCUUUUUCCUAACAAUAGAUUGACUUCAUCUAUUUAAAAAAAAAAAAAAACCACGUAGCAAUUUAUGUAGCUAUUUGAUCACUCAUGGAAGAGCUUUCUUCACAAGCAUGAGGAGCUUGUGGAGACACUUCAAAUCAGAUUGGGAUUAUGUGAUUUGUGUUUUAUUGGUUAAAAGCUCACUUCUAAUGGUGCAAAAGGUCAGUUUUAUUUUUUUUUUUAAAUUAGCCAAAUGUCAUGUUAAAAAUACAGAGUUACCCUGCUUUCUAUUCAAAAAUAAAUGAGUAGUUAAAGUGUCA